This is a messenger RNA of Plectropomus leopardus (leopard coralgrouper), 281 nucleotides long. NCBI's taxonomy places the organism in Eukaryota, Metazoa, Chordata, Actinopteri, Perciformes, Serranidae. The record is from RefSeq and is a predicted model, not a curated record.
CCGAGACCAUGCUGAAGACGGCUGAGGACCUGGCUGGACCGUACGUUUGGGGUCAGUACGACAUCCUGGUUCUUCCUCCGUCUUUCCCCUACGGAGGCAUGGAGAACCCCUGUCUGACCUUCGCCACGCCCACCCUGCUGGCAGGAGACAAGUCCCUGUCCAAUGUGAUCGCUCACGAGAUCUCCCACAGCUGGACUGGGAAUCUGGUGACCAACAAGACCUGGGAGCACUUCUGGUAAACACAGAAACACACCAGUUAACCCUUAAAUCAGCCCUCACAA